CUCGCCCGGGGCUCACGCGCGUCUGACAGAGUGUUUUGUUUGCUUUUAUUCAAUAACAUUGUGAAAUUUUCUACAAAUAUCAACGAAUUCUAAUACAUGCGAUACCUGUGCGAAUAAGAUCAAAAAAUAAGAAUGGCAGAAACAACGCAAAAGAUAGAAGACAAUCCCAAGAUCCUCUCUGGGCCAGUUCUCACCAACUCGCCGAAUGCCGUGCUGUGCAAGACACUGCUGGGUCGCUACAAGGACUUGCCGAUACCUGAUGACAAGAUCCUGGUGACGUACGUCUGGAUCGACGGGAGCGGCGAGCAUAUGAGAUGCAAGGACCGCACGCUGAACUUCAUACCUAAAUCUCCUAAAGAUCUUCCAAUAUGGAACUUCGACGGCAGCUCGACGGGGCAGGCUGACCGGCAGAACUCCGACACCUACCUCGUGGCUCGAGCCAUCUACAAGGAUCCCUUCCGACGCGGCAACCACAUCCUUGUUAUGUGCGACACCUACAGAUACAACAUGGAGCCGACAACAACCAACCAUCGCGUGAAAUGUCAAGAAGCCUACGACAAGUGUAAGGACGAGGAGCCGUGGUUCGGCAUCGAACAGGAGUAUAUUCUGUUGGACGCUGAUUUGCGACCGUUCGGCUGGCCUCCAGGGGGAUUCCCCCCACCACAAGGCCCGUAUUACUGUGGAGUGGGGGCCAAUAAGGUGUUUGCGAGAGAUCUUAUUCUGGCACAUUACAGAUGUUGCUUAUACGCCGGCAUACCCAUAGCUGGUACAAACGCGGAAGCGAUGCCUUCGCAGUGGGAGUUCCAAGUUGGUCCAUCCAUUGGGGUCACAGCGGGAGACGACCUGUGGAUGGCCAGAUACAUCCUCCACAGGCUGGCAGAGGAAUUCGGCGUCAUUGUGUCCUUUGACCCCAAGCCAGUCCAAGAAUGGAACGGCUCGGGCGCCCAUACGAAUUUCUCGACUAAAAAAACCCGCGAUGAAAACGGGAUUAUUGAGAUUGAGAGGCUGAUAGACAAGCUGUCGAAGGUGCACAUGAAACACAUCCGCGUGUACGACCCGCGCGGGGGGAAGGACAACGAGCGGCGACUCACCGGCCGACACGAGACAGCCAGCAUCAAUGAUUUCAGCGCUGGUGUCGCCAAUCGAGGCAGCAGCAUAAGAAUACCGCGUCAUGUCGCUGAAGAGAAGAAAGGGUACCUAGAAGAUCGCAGACCAGCAUCGAACUGCGACCCCUACGCCGUGAUCAACGCGUUACUGCGGACAUGCAUACUGGACGAAUAAAACCCCUGCCUAUAUAUUAUUAUAUACCUACCUAUCACGAGAUAAGUAAAGCGGCAAAAAGCGUACAUUUUAAAAUUUAAAAAC
This is a messenger RNA of Aricia agestis (brown argus), 1365 nucleotides long. RefSeq names its product glutamine synthetase 2 cytoplasmic-like. Gene Ontology annotation, molecular function: glutamine synthetase activity. Gene Ontology annotation, cellular component: cytoplasm. NCBI's taxonomy places the organism in Eukaryota, Metazoa, Arthropoda, Insecta, Lepidoptera, Lycaenidae. The transcript is spliced from 8 exons. The record is from RefSeq and is a predicted model, not a curated record. The coding region runs from base 133 to 1281 and encodes 382 amino acids.